UCAGUCCACUCUCGGGAGAAGUGGAAAAGGGGCGAGGGAGGCGCGUACGCGGCUCAUUAUUAAGUGCAUCCAACCUUCCGGUAUCCCAGCGCCCGAGCGGGUAUAAAAGGCGUGCCCAGAGUACGCCCAACCAUCACAACUCAGCUUCACUCCUCUCGAGUAAGCCCACUCGUCUCAGCUCCAGCCGCUCCGCAGCACCCGAAGUCGACAUCAUGAGGACCAUGCUGAUUGUCGUUGCCCUUGUCGCCCUCGUCGGCGUCUGUUUCGCUGGCGUCGUCUCCUACGGCGGCUACGGAGGUGGCGGCUAUGGCGGCGGCGGCGGCUACGGUGGCGGCUACGGCAAGUCCCUGCCCGGUCCUUCCUUCCUCAUCAAGAGCCUUCACCACGUGAGCAAGGUCAGCCACGGAGGACCCAUCCUCGCCAACUACGACCUGGGCGUCUCGUACGGCGGAGGUUACGGCGGCGGCUACGGCGGCGGCUACGGCGGAUACGGAUUGGGCGGCUACGGAGGCUACGGACUCAAGGGCUAGAGCAGUGAGCAAGCAGUCAAGCUACGCAUAGAGAGAAAGUGAGCAUGCGCAACCGUGUGUGAGGAAAUUCGAGAUCAACACCCCGAUUACCCUUACCCUCCCUCCUUCCCUUCAUGUACAGUCGCGAUAACGGGGGAAAAAAAAGAAAGAAGGGUAGCUUCGGGGCUAUGUAGCGCUCGUGACAUCUACCGUGAGUGCGUGGACUGGUGGUCAGUAAGCUUGAAACACAGCAUGUGCAGCAAUGCAAGACAUCCUGGCAGAUGACGUCAGUGGUGGACAUCAACGGCAGAGAAACCAUAGGUGAAGACAAGGCGAAGGACUUGGAAGUGCGCCUGGCAACUGUAGUAGUCACAGGAGCGAAGGCGGGUGCCGUGUCCCCAGUCCUUGCGAUCGAAUGUCCGCGCUUCAUGCCCCGUUGCGAAUCCCUUGCUGCUUUCUACAGCGUUGUAUAUUUUGUACAGAUGCCUGUGGUCGCGCUGCAAAUAAAG
Molecule: messenger RNA, 1018 nt
Organism: Dermacentor silvarum
Lineage: Eukaryota; Metazoa; Arthropoda; Arachnida; Ixodida; Ixodidae
Product: glycine-rich protein-like
Exons: 2
Coding region: 213-530 (105 amino acids)
Source: RefSeq, a predicted model, not a curated record